Messenger RNA from Caenorhabditis briggsae, 1209 nucleotides. Gene Ontology annotation, molecular function: oxidoreductase activity. Lineage: Eukaryota; Metazoa; Nematoda; Chromadorea; Rhabditida; Rhabditidae. The transcript is spliced from 4 exons. Bases 1 to 1209 code for a protein of 402 amino acids. The record is from RefSeq and is a predicted model, not a curated record.
AUGAAAUACGUCAUCGUCGGCGGAGGAAUCGCCGGUGUUUCAUGCGCAAAUGAGAUUAUCGGCUUGGAAAGAUGUCCCAAACUGGAAGUCGUGUUGGUUUCAGGGUCAAGCUCUGUGAAGUCAGUUGAGAAUUACCGGAAAAUCGGCCAGUACGGAGAGAAGUUUGAUGUGAAAGAGGCAGAUUCUUCUGAGAUUUUUCCGGAUAAACGGUUCAAAUUUUUACAUGCCACAGUUACAAAUUGGGAUGCCCAGAAGAAACAAAUCACACUGCAAAACGGAGAAACGCUGAAAUACGAUAAACUCUGCAUUGCGACAGGUUCCAGACCGAAACUUCAAGACGAGCUAGGUUCCGAUUCGAGAUUUCUGUUCUUGAGAGAUACACAAAGCGCAAGAGAGCUACAAAAUCAACUAGGCAAUGCUAAGCAUCUUCUGAUCGUUGGCAACGGAGGCAUCGCUACUGAGCUAAUCUAUGAGCUCAAAAACGUCUUCGUGACGUGGCUGGUGAGAGACGCGUGGAUUUGUGCUUCGUUUUUUCCAGACGACGUUGAGAAAUUUGUCGAGGAUCGUUUGUUAACAGGCAGAUCGGGUGGAAAGAAGCACGACGGCGUACAGAAGCAUCUUCAAUAUUCCACGUCAUCUAUGAAUGCUGAGAAGAGUUCUGAGAAACUCCAAGGACCAGCGCUAGGACCGGAUUGGUGCUCUGGCAUUGAUUUUGGCGUGGAAGCUUCUGGAAAUUCUGGGAAACGAUCAGUAAAAAUUCUGCGUAAUUCUGUCAUUGGGAACAUUGAAACAUCUGAAGAGCUCGUUGUGGAAUAUCUUGAUAGGAGUACUGGGGUUAAAAAUUCGCUGAAACCGGAUCUGAUCAUUUGGGCGGGAGGAGUCGUGGCAAAUUCGGAAGUUUGGAGGGAGGAGCGAUCGCUAGAAACUGCUCAUAAUGGUGGAAUAGCUGUCAACGAUGCUUGUGAAACUUCGAUUCCCGAUGUCUAUGGCUGUGGAGAUGUCUCGAUGCUAACUCUUCCUGAAUCCUCUCUUUGGAAACAACGGCAACUCUGGACACAAGCGCGUCAGUUGGGAGAAGUAUGUGGUCGAGCGAUGGCAGCAGGCGCUGAGGAGGCUCGAAUGCAGAAUAUGUACUUUGAGCUCUUCUCACACUGCACAACGGGGGAAGUGGAAAAGAAGGAAGGGGCGUAUACGAAAAUUCUCGGAUAG